CGACUUUGACAUCAUUUUGGCCUGAUGCAGCUCAGCUACGGGUAUUCAAAACAGACCGGGGAUGACCAGACCAGGCCAAAUGCGCCCAAGAUGAUGGUUCGAUGGUCCCACACGAUGUCAGCCCAUCAUCGCUCAUCAUCGCUUCAUUCCUAAGUAGUGUCACAAACCUCGAGCUUGAACAUAUAAUGGCAUUUCUUUUUCCAUAUUCUUUUUCCCAUAUUUGUUCUAUUUAUUGUAUGAAAUUCAAUCUUAGGUUUUUCAUUUUAUUCUUAGUUGGUAACCGUUUCUCUCUCAAAGCUCGGCUUCUUCAUCCAGUAUAACUCCUGCUGUUCCUUAGAUCUUAGACACUCACUUCUAAGUCAAAAUCCGUACAAUUGGGUACCUGGUUUCAAGCACCAGCAUUCUCCACAAUGGGACCCUCCGCACGACCUAGACAGCAUGUCGAUCGAAAAGAUCUAUACACAAAUCUCGAAGCACGAAUACAGUAUCUCCACUCAUUCAUCGAUUUCAGUUCAAAUGAUAUCGAAGCCUUGGUGUCAGGCUCCAAAUACAUCAAACAGCUUAUUCCUGCUAUCGUCAACAUUGUCUACCAAAAACUGCUGCAGUAUGAUAUCACAACGCGAGCCCUGGAAACUCGAAGUACCAGCUAUGAGGGGCCGGUAGAUGAUAAUCUCGACGAAAACAGCCCGCAAAUACUACAUCGCAAAAUGUUCCUAAGGGCGUAUCUUGCCAAGUUAUGCUCGGAUCCCAGCACCAUGGAAUUUUGGGAAUAUCUAGACAAAGUGGGCAUGAUGCAUACUGGUCGUGGGCGUGAGCACCCCCUCCACGUCGAGUAUGUCCAUAUUGGAGCAUGUCUCGCCUUCAUACAGGACACUUUUACAGAGGCGCUUCUUUCGCACCCGCGCCUGCGGACAGACAAGAAAAUCGCAUUGGUGAAGGCGAUUGGCAAAGUCAUCUGGGUCCAGAACGACCUCUUCGCGAAGUGGUAUGUGCGCGAUGGCGAUGAGUUUGCAGAUGAGAUGGAAAAGCAGAGAGUCGAGCCUGAAGGGUUCCUACACGGCAAGAAGAUCUUAGAGGACAUUGAGGAAGGCCUCCCAUCGUCUCAAACUUGUCCCUUCUCUGGGUUUUCUGCGGCAGCUAAAGCAGAGGCGUGUAAUGGAUGCGGGGAGGACGCCGAGAAAAAGGGUGGAUGUUCAUCGACAUCAACAUUGCCUAUACGAUCGCACGUUGAAACGAAAUAAAAUCGCACAUUAUGCGCGAUGUCACCAAUUCGUUUUCAUGGUUUGGGUUUAUGUUGGCUGCGACUUCAAGAGGGAGGGAACUAUGUCAUAGGCAUAUAGGGGCGUCAAAGGAACCGCGGGUUUAUUGGGAUAACUUAGGAAGCAUUAUAGGCAGCAUAUCUAUUUACGCACGUUCACUACCUUGCAUUUUCUUUGGCUCCACGAU
Molecule: messenger RNA, 1446 nt
Organism: Daldinia caldariorum
Lineage: Eukaryota; Fungi; Ascomycota; Sordariomycetes; Xylariales; Hypoxylaceae
Product: Protoglobin-domain-containing protein
Exons: 3
Coding region: 411-1241 (276 amino acids)
Molecular function (GO): oxygen binding; heme binding
Source: RefSeq, a predicted model, not a curated record